CAGAACUGAGGGUGAACAGAAAGACAAAGGAGAAAGGGAGUCAGGAAACAUCGGAUCAGCAGUGUGGACAUAAAGCAGCGACUCAAGAUCAGGACUCUGGGCAGCGCAGCGGAGAGAACCAAAGCAGACAACUUUCUCUAGCGCACAUGUAUAAAGCGAUGGUACAACGAACCCCCCACCUGCUUCUCCUAAUAGCCCUGUGCAGUGUGUUGUAUUCCCGGACCCUGAGUCUACCGCACACAUCUAUAAGAGCAACGAGACAUGCAGACGGUCUGUUCACCAGCGGAUACAGCAAGCUCCUGGGACAGCUAUCAGCGCGGAGGUACCUGGAGUCUCUGAUUGGAAAGCGGGUCAGUGAUGAGCUGAUGGACGAGCCAGUGAAGCGUCACACAGAUGCUGUCUUUACAGACAACUACAGCCGCUUCCGCAAACAGAUGGCUGUGAAGAAGUACCUGAACUCAGUCUUAACAGGAAAGAGAAGCCUAGAAGAUCCUGUAACCAGCGAGGAGUCCAGGGAUGAACCCAACACCUUGCAGGAGAGCUACGAUGACAUAAACGUAGACCAUCUCCUAAACAACUAUCAGCUGGCACUUUGAGGGGAAGCCCAUGUUCGAGUGAAUACCUCACGUCAUCCUCAUGAAACCGCUCAUUCAAAAAGCACGACAGUAUUAAUCCAAAGGACAUUCCAAAGUCAGAUCAACCAACAACGAUGUGUUCUCCAAUGUGGUUAUCUAUCUGUUCAUCUACACAGUACAUGUUUACACUGUAUAUAUACACAAUGCUAAUCACUAAAGGUUUUUCGGGCCACACUGAACAACAAGCAUGUUUGAAUUUAGCAAAUGGCAACAGCAGAUAUAAAAAGCAUAAAAACCAUUUCUAUGGAACCACAGUAGUUUUCAAGUUAGGAGAGAUUUGUCCCAUCAACUUUCAGUUGAACAUUUUAGCCAAUGAACAUUAAAAGAAGAGUUUUAUUUAAUGGCAUACCUAUUGAUUUUCAGUGGAUCUACUGCAACUGUAGCUUUUCUGACCAAUAAAUAACUUUGAAUGGAAGCUAAAUCUGAUUGAAUUCUCACAAAGUUUCUCAGACAAAGGUUUAAUUUUUAGUGGAAAAUCUAUCCAAGAAGCUUUGUAAGGAACACUGGCCACAUUGGCUUUGUGUAGAACUUCUAAUUUGUGGGAAUUUAAAUUGCACAAUCAAGUUUGAUUAAAACAAUAACAACAUUGGCCAGUCAAAUUUUAUUUACACACUGAACAUAAGGAUUCCCGUCUGAAUUUCAGUCGGUAUAUUUACUUUGGUUUUAGAUGGUUUUGGUUUUUCAGAUUAACUUUGAAUGGAGCAUCUGUGUGAUUGAAGUCUGAGUAGUUUCAUUAACUGUCACUGGAGCAUUGUUACAAGUUCAGUGGAACAUUAACACUGUUAACUUUUAGUGAAAUUUCAGCUUUAUGCAAAUUUCAUCAUAAUAUUUGUUACAUUUUGAUUUUAAGAGUAAUUUUUUCUAUUUUUGUUUUUGUUCUGUUGUUUUCAAUGGAUAUCUUCCCUAAUGUCUAAUGGUACAAUGUUUCCAUUAAAUUUGAUUAAUCAGUGAAACAGUUGACCUGUUGAAUGUUAAUGAAACUGCAUUGGUUUUUAUGUGUUUAUUUUUAAUUUUAGGGUAUCUGCCAUCCUUUGAGAUUUAAGUAAAUUAUUGGUCCAGUCAACUAUAAAUGGAACAUCUGAUUUAUUUGGUUUUUAUCCAAUGGUGCAAUUUGAAAAUUGUUGCUUCAUAAGCGUUCAGUUGACCCAUUUACUGUCAGUAGAAGAAUCGUCAUCUAGAACUACAGUGGAAGAUUUGAUCGAUUUUUGUUUCAACGGGAUGAUUUCAAUUAUUAUAUAAAAUUAAACACAGCUAUAUGUUAAAAAGGGGAUUCGUGGGCAAUGUGGACACAUAUUGAAUAGACACAGAUGCAUAUAAUCACUUUACAUUAUUCAGUAUGUAGAGCAAAGAAGUCAUAACUGUGCAUAGACCUGCCUUUAGCAUAUAUAGUGAUGUAUACCAGUUACCAAAUAAAGAUUUUGGUUUAUUUUUCAAA
Molecule: messenger RNA, 2070 nt
Organism: Archocentrus centrarchus (flier cichlid)
Lineage: Eukaryota; Metazoa; Chordata; Actinopteri; Cichliformes; Cichlidae
Gene: vip
Product: vasoactive intestinal peptide
Exons: 6
Coding region: 147-596 (149 amino acids)
Biological process (GO): adenylate cyclase-activating G protein-coupled receptor signaling pathway; regulation of protein localization; epinephrine secretion
Cellular component (GO): neuron projection; extracellular region
Molecular function (GO): neuropeptide hormone activity; peptide hormone receptor binding
Source: RefSeq, a predicted model, not a curated record